Messenger RNA from Lonchura striata (white-rumped munia), 1287 nucleotides. The record is from RefSeq and is a predicted model, not a curated record. Lineage: Eukaryota; Metazoa; Chordata; Aves; Passeriformes; Estrildidae.
GACCCCGCCAACGAGGCGCUGCCCCGGCCCUGCGCCCUGGACAUCGGCGAGCUGGUCACGCUGCCCGACGUGAUGGCCGGGCUGGGGCUGGGCCCCAACGGGGGCCUGCUCUACUGCAUGGAGUACCUGGAAGCCAACACCGACUGGCUGCGGGAGCGGCUGCGCGCCCUGCGGGGACACUACCUGCUCUUCGACUGCCCCGGCCAGGUGGAGCUCUACACCCACCACCAGGCCCUGAAGAACGUCCUCGCCCAGCUGGCCAAGUGGGAUUUCAGGCUGGCUGCCGUGCACCUGGUGGAUUCCCACUACUGCACGGACCCUGGGAAGUUCAUCUCCGUGCUCUGCACCUCGCUGGCCACCAUGCUGCACGUGGAGCUGCCCCACGUCAACGUCCUCUCCAAGAUGGACCUGAUCGAGCAGUACGGGAAGCUGGCUUUCAACCUGGACUAUUACACCGAGGUCCUGGACCUCUCUUACCUCGUGGAUCACUUGGCCUCCGACCCCUUCUUCAGGAAUUUCCGCCGCCUCAACGAGAAGCUGGUGGAGGUGAUCGAGGACUACAGCCUGGUGUCCUUCGUGCCCCUCAACGUCCAGGACAAGCAGAGCAUGAGGCAGGUGCUGCAGGCCGUGGACAAGGCCAAUGGAUAUUGCUUCGGGGACCAGGAGCACCGGAGCCUGGAGGCGCUGAUGUCGGCAGCCGUGGGGGCCGACUUCCACUUCUCCUCCACCCUGGCAGUGCAGGAGAAGUAUGUGCAAUCUCAGGACAAAGCUGUGGAAGAGGAGGUGAUGGAUCUGUGACACGCCCUUCCCUGGCUCCUCUGUUUUGACACCUCUCCUCUUCCUAGCCCGAGCUUCAGCUGUGACUCAGAACAACUGAAAGCCUUUCCAGGCAGAGUCUGGACCCUCUCUGGGUGGGUUUGACCUCCUGAGCUUCAGGCCUGCUGCCCAGAGCAGGGCUUUGGCAGGAGGGAGGCAGCUGAGGGUCUUCCCCUAGGAACAGAGUUGAGCCAGGGAAGGCAGGGGGAGCAAGGAAAAAAGAGAUAAGGUCUCCUCCAUCAUGAGCUAGACAGAUCCAGAGAAAGAAAAGCCAGCUGGAGCUGCCUCGGGUGCAGUGAGAGUCGAGGCAGCAGCCCUGGGAGUGCUGCAGAGCGUGCACGGGCCCCGUGCUCCGAGCAGAAUCCAGGCCAGGACGCCUCCACACCGUCUCAAGGACAGAGGGAUGUUUGUUUUUCUUUUUCUUAGAAAUAAUGAUGGACUCUUUCUUAAUAAAACACUUCUCGGCCUCAC